This is a messenger RNA of Carassius carassius (crucian carp), 1733 nucleotides long. Its product is annotated as pentraxin-related protein PTX3-like. Lineage: Eukaryota; Metazoa; Chordata; Actinopteri; Cypriniformes; Cyprinidae. Gene Ontology annotation, molecular function: complement component C1q complex binding. The transcript is spliced from 3 exons. Bases 189 to 1550 code for a protein of 453 amino acids. Gene Ontology annotation, biological process: innate immune response. The record is from RefSeq and is a predicted model, not a curated record.
CUCUCUUUCUGUGAGCAAUGUUUAUAUAGACCACAGAGCUCCUCUAUCAGACUCAGUUCCCUUUCAGCUGCAGUUCACCAAACAAGCAGGAGUCCAGCCAACCGAUUGCUCAGCAUCUAACAAGGAAGACCACCAGAGAAAAAAAGAGACAAUUAUACACAAACACUGAGCCUUGUUCAUACUCAAACAUGGCCAGCAUGUGCAAGUGGACAUUCCUCCAGGCCAUGUGUCUGGUGGUUUCAUUGUCCAUGGCAGUAACUGAGAAUUAUGAGGAUGAUAUUGAUGUGAACUUUGUACCCAAUUAUUUGAACGAGAUAACUGAGGAGGACCAGAUGGAAGGGGAGACCCCCACACCUUCCCCUGAACCCUGCAAAGGCUCAGUCUUCACUAAGUGGGAUAAGCUCUUUACAAUGCUGGAAAAUUCCCAAAUGAAAGAGAACAUGCUCCUGCAGUAUGCCGAUGAUAUCAUCAAGGUGGAGCUGCAGAGUCUGAGAGAAGAGAUGUUACAGUUUGUGGCACAGUACGGUGGCUCUUGUGCAUCUGCGGUUGAGAGCUCGGUUCGACGGGCUGGGAUUCAAACAGAGACGCGUCUGCAGAACGCGUUAGACCGUGUCCGAGAAGUCUCAGCUGAUCAGUCCGCACAACAUGAUGCAACCCUUCAGCAGCUACUGGCUGCUAGCGUAAACCAGACUACACGACUGGAGCGACUAGAGAACGAAUGCUUGAAAUUGGGGGAAAGAGGUCAGGCCUCCCAAGCCAAGAGCGUCCAGACCCGACAUCUCAUGCAAGAAGUGACAGAGACAGAGAAUGGAGGUAGGCUGGAGAAGACUUUAGCAGGCAUCUCCAGUGAGCUGCAAACCAUCCGGGAACAGCUGACCCUUUACACCAAAUCAGUCUUUGCAAACAGCUUUCCAUCAGGCUGUGACACUGGGCUGCUCUUCCCCGCACGUUCAUCUACAGCACAUGCUGAAGUCUCACCCAAGACACCCUUUCAGACCAAUGCCGUUACAAUUUGCCUGUGGGUAAAACCAACUCAGGUACUCAACAAGACCAUCCUCUUCUCGUACAGUACAACUGGCAAUGCCUACGAACUCCAAUUGGUGUUGAAUGGACGGAGUGUCUUUUUUACCGUCGAUGGUGAAACCCAUUUGGUGCAAGCUUUAGGGGCAGCUCAAGAGGGUCAUUGGGUGCACAUUUGUGCAGUCUGGAGUUCACAGCAGGGCUUGGCUUCACUGUGGGUGAAUGGUCAACAAGCUGCAAGCUCUCCCGGAGUGGCCGAAGGUCAUGAGUUACGCAGCAAAGGAAGCAUACUAUUGGGGCAAGAGUAUGGACGUUUCUUCAGGCAUCUUAGUAUCCCAGACACAUUUGAUGCGGAACUUGCCUUCACAGGAAAGAUGACUGGAGUGAACAUGUGGGACCGUGUUUUGGAUUCAAAAGAGAUAUCUCAGCAAGCGCGGCUGGAUGGGAGUGGUUGUGGUAUCCGUGGUAAUGUGGUGGCAUGGGGCGUUUCUGACAUUGAGCCAAAAGGGGGUGUCAAGUUAAUAUACUAAAUUUCUCUAUCUUCUUAACCACCUGAGCCCUGUAUACAAAUCAGCUGAGCUCCUACAAGCACAUAUUAAGAACCUGCUUAGCUACACCUGCACAAAACAAUAAUUAUCCUCUCAGUAAAUGUGCAAAAAAUGCUCUCUCAUAGGGAAAAUGUGAUUUAGCAAGUUACAAUAGUUAAACUGCUG